UAGUGCGUUAUCAGUUCACACUCAUCUGCCAUUUGAGGAGGUGGAGUGAAAUACACAUUACGAAAUGAGUUUGCUAAUCGUUUUGGCGGCAGUCACUUUUGCCCAUGGCGCCAAAUUGGACAAGACGUACCUCCCUCCCUCUCAUGCUCAAUCGUCAGGAGGAUCUAACUUUUUACAAGCCCCAGCCUCAUCUCCUCAGUUCAGAGGUUCUGGCCCGCAGAACUUCGGUGGAGACCAAAACUACGUCAGAAACAAUGGUUUCGCCCAGAACGGAAACGCUUUUGCCCAGAAUGCAAAUGACUAUGACCAGAAUGGAAAUGGAUUCGCCCAGGGUGCAAAUGGUUUCGCCCAAAACGAAGAUUAUAAUGUGAACUACGUAAACCGCCCUGAAAGACCCCAGGCUGUCUUCGAGAAGAACGCGGCUAUUCUUCGCCAAGACAACUCCAAUGAUGGAGAAACUUAUUCGUAUGCUUACGAAACAGAGAAUGGUAUUACUGCUGAAGAAAAUGGCGUAGCCACUAACGGUGUUGAGGCUCAAGGAGGCUAUUCUUACACUGGUGAUGAUGGUCAAGUUUACACUAUAAGGUAUACAGCCGGCCAGAAUGGUUUCGUUCCAGAAGGUGACCAUCUUCCCACCCCUCACCCCAUCCCGGAGGAGAUCUUGAAGGCUCUGGAGCAGAACGCUAGAGAUGAAGCAGCAGGCAUCUAUGAUGAUGGUUCUUACAAGGAAGCUUCAUACAACGAAGAAUACGCUGGGUUCAACUCUCAAAAUCAAUAUUCCCAAAACGAUUUUCCCUCUGAUGAUUCCGUAACAGUCAACGCCGCUUUCCGCAGCCAAGGAAACGCCAGAUUGGGCAAUGGAGGACGGUACCAAGGAAAUGAUGGAUCUAUUGGCCAAGGUUCAGUUGGGAGUCCAUCUUUCGGCCAAGCUGGAAGAUCUGGAUCAGGUGUCAGUAACCGGUACUUGCCUCCAGUGAACCAGAGGAAUGCCAAUGUCUUCGGUAGCAGGAGUCGACAGUCCACGUGAUAAUGGCCGUGAAGGAUACAGAUUUUAAAUAGCUUCCUUUUUGAAUUAAUAAAUUAUUAUU
This is a messenger RNA of Plodia interpunctella (Indianmeal moth), 1088 nucleotides long. RefSeq names its product pupal cuticle protein 36a-like. The transcript has 4 exons. Gene Ontology annotation, molecular function: structural constituent of chitin-based larval cuticle. The record is from RefSeq and is a predicted model, not a curated record. NCBI's taxonomy places the organism in Eukaryota, Metazoa, Arthropoda, Insecta, Lepidoptera, Pyralidae. The coding region runs from base 65 to 1027 and encodes 320 amino acids. Gene Ontology annotation, cellular component: chitin-based extracellular matrix.